CCUGAUUCCUGCCAUUCUCUUUUCUUACUCUUUCCUAGAAUGAGCGGUCGCAGGCAGGGCAACAUGCUGCCAACUGCGCUGGCGCAGCUCCAAAACCUGAUCAAGCGAGACGCCUCGCUGUACCGCGACGAGUUCCUGCAGCAGCUGCGCCACUACGCCUCCGAGCUCAAGAUCUUCCAGCUCAAGCCGACGACUGCUGCCGGCGCCGCUGUGGAGGCAGCGACCGAUGCGAAUGGAGCCGUCGUGCCAACCGCUGCCGUCAUCCAGUCCAACUCGAACGGCCGCAGCAGCGACAGCGCCAAGCACUUUGCCGAAGUCGUCAUGUUCAUUGCCCAGGUCUCGCAUUGCUUCAAGGAAGAGACGCAGGCCUUCCCCGCCGAAAUCAUGGACUUGCUCGCUCAGCAUGGUCCGCUGCUGGAUCAUGACAUUCGCAUGUCGCUGUGCCGAUCGCUCAUCUUGCUGCGUAACAAGGACCUCAUUCCCUGUGUCAACUUGCUCGAGCUCUUCUUCCAGCUCUUCCGUUGCAGCGACAAGCCGCUGCGAAAGCUGCUGUACACGCACAUUGUCACGGAUGUCAAGAACAUCAACCGACAGCACAAGAACAACAAGGUCAACAAGACGCUACAGAACUUUAUGUACUCGAUGCUGGCAGACCCGCACCCAACAGCCUCCAAAAAGUCGCUCGAAGUCAUGAUUGAGCUCUACCACAAGAAUAUUUGGAACGAUGCGAAAACCGUCAACGUCAUCUCGACCGCGUGCUUCUCGCCUGUGACGAAGAUUAUGGUGACUGCCAUCAAAUUCUUCCUCGGCGUUGAUCAAAAGACAGAAGAGGACGAGGAUCGUGACCCAGACGACAUGACUGUCAAGGACGUCACCAUCAACAACAAGAUUGCCAAAAAGACCAAGCAUCGUGCCCGGAAGCUCAACCGAGCGCUUGAAAAGGCCAAGAGGAAAUUGAACUCGACCGAUCGCACGGCCGCUUUCGCCUUCUCUGCUCUGCACCUUCUUAACGAUCCCCAAGGUUUCUCGGAAAAGUUGUUUGCCAACUUGCGCAAAAGCACUGAACGCUACGAAGUCAAACUGUUCAUGAUGAACUUGAUUAGCCGCUUGGUUGGUGUCCACCAGCUUUUCUUGCUCAACUUUUAUCCCUUCAUGCAACGUUACAUGCAACCCCACCAAAAAGACGUCACUUUGGUCCUCGCAUACGUCGCCCAGGCAUCGCACGAACUCGUGCCGCCGGAUGUGAUGGAGCCCGUGAUCAUGACGCUCGUCAACCAAUUUGUCAACGACAAGAGCUCACCCGAGGUCAUGGCUGUGGGUCUGAACUCUGUUCGCGAGAUUUGCGUUCGGUGUCCGCUCGCCAUGAACGAGACCCUGAUGCGCGAUCUUGCAAUGUACAAGACGUUCAAGGACAAGGGCGUUGUGGCUGCUGCUCGCUCGCUCAUUCAAUUCUACCGUGUGGCCAACCCUGCGCUGCUCCACCGCCGCGAUCGCGGGCGCCCACUGUUGGGCGACGAGGUGGACUCGGAUGACGAGCAAAGUGCCGACGACGUCGAGAGCGCCGACGAGGAUGUCUCGGACGACGAAGAUGGAUCUGCAAUGCAAGUCGAUGACAGCGACAACGAAGCCGAUGCAACCAAAUCCAACAAGAAGGCCGCAGCAGGGCAAAGCGACAGCGAAGAUGAGGACGACAACGAUGAAGCUAGCCUGUCAACCAUGUCUCUUGCACGCUUGAAGCGCAAGGAACGCCGUCUGCUGCAGCAGCAGAAGGCCAAGGAAAAGUCCGAGCGCUCCAAGUCGACCAUGCAGUACGGCCAAGCUCGCAUUGCCAGCUAUGUGCCCGGCGCCGAGUUGUUGGCAGCCGAUCUCGACAUGGACGACAUUAUGCAGGGCAAAACCCACACCGAAGAAGUCGAAGGCGAGGCCGACGAAUGGGAUGGCUGGGAAGAGGAUUCGGACGUCGAGGACAGCGACGAGGGUGAGUGGAUUGAUGUCCAUCAUUCGUCCGACGAAGAAGGCGACCAAGCCGCCGAACCCAAGCGUAAAUUGACCCCCGAGGAGAUGGAAUUAGCUCGUCAAAAGGUCGCGGAGCGCAAGCAAAAGGCUGCUCUGCUGAGUGCAAACCGCAUUCUCACGCCUGAGGAUUACGCUGCCAUUCGCAAGAAGCGCUUGGAGAUGCUCGCAAACAAUACAAUCAACCAACGGCGAUCACGCAAGCGCGGCCACGAAGAAGUGGACAACAGCGCCGAGGCCAUUGAGGAGCGUCUCAUUGAGGACUCUGGUUUGCUGUCUUCGACUGCCGUGGGAGCUGGCUCGAUGCCUUCGGAAACGGUCGAUCCCAGCGCGCUCGAGCCGCAGUUCAAGCGCUAUCGCCAGGACAAGGCAGAGCGUAUGGCCUCGAUUAUGGCUGGCCGCGAAGAUCGCCUCAAGUACGGUUCGCGCAAGGGCAAGCACAACAACCACGCUUCAACCACCAACAAGGAGAAGGCCAAGAGGAAGAAUGCCAUGAUGAUUUUGCACGGCCAGGGCGUCCGCUCCAAGAUCAAGCGUUCGUUCCGCGGCCCACUACACUGCCAUCUCUCGCAACAAGGGUCGUCACAACGGCGAGGCCUAAGGGAAUUCUGGUUGGUAGAUUGCGUUUUUUUUUUGUGGUUUGUUUGUUUGUUUGUUUGCAGCAUUCAUUUGAAACUUGGCACAGAAUAACAUUUCGUGCUUUCUGUUCAUUCAUUCAACGAUGAAUUGUUUAUUGGGA
Messenger RNA from Capsaspora owczarzaki ATCC 30864, 2752 nucleotides. Its product is annotated as Scad1 protein. Gene Ontology annotation, biological process: ribosomal large subunit export from nucleus; ribosomal large subunit biogenesis. The coding region runs from base 40 to 2703 and encodes 887 amino acids. NCBI's taxonomy places the organism in Eukaryota, Filasterea, Ministeriida, Capsasporidae. Gene Ontology annotation, cellular component: nucleolus. The record is from RefSeq and is a predicted model, not a curated record. The transcript is spliced from 9 exons.